CGUCAACUUGCUCUCCUCAUACCGUUGCCAAGAUGACUCGAAGCGGCAAGCAGCUGGAGUUGAUGCAAACGCUGUUGAUUGCUUUGCCGUCUUUUGUUUUAUUCGGCUGGAAUCAGGCGGGUGUUGGAGGAUUGCUUUCCAUCGAGAGCUGGCUCCACACCUUCCCUGAGAUUGACGUCGUACAUGCACAUGGACAGCAGAAAGCCACGAAAAGCACGAUUCAGGGCACCAUCGUUGCUACAUGCACUCUCGGAGCUCUGUUCGGUUCGCUCGCAUGCGCAUCCAUCGGAGAUAUUCUGGGACGACGCAAGACCGUGUUGCUCGCUGCGAUACUGACGUUGAUUGGCGAAGUGCUUGAAUGUACUUCCUUCGGCCUGGUCCAAUUCACCAUCGGCCGAUUCGUCGUCGGUUUGGGCGUUGGAGCGUUGAGUACGACUGUCCCGGUUUGGCAGUCGGAAUGCUCGAGAGCAAAGAACCGAGGACAGCACGUUAUCGUUGAUGGCAUAUUUAUUACGAUUGGAUUCGUUCUGCAAGUACGGCCUCCCCGCCCGCAUGACUGCUGGAUCAACCUCGGAUUUUAUCAAUUGAAACGUGGAUCACUUUCAUGGCGGAUGCCUCUCGCGCUCCCAGCCAUCAUAUCUCUGGUUCUCAUCGCUUCUGUUUACCUGGUACCGGAAUCUCCGAGAUGGCUUGCGUCCAAGGGUCAUGUGGAGCAUGCUCGCAACAAUCUGUCAAAGCUACGAGACGAGCCUGUUGAAAGCUUCGAGAUUGCAACAGAGAUGAACGCCAUCGAGCUCACAUUGGAAUCUACCAAAUCUGCGGCUAAGAAGCGUGAUCUAUUCAAAAUGGGGGAAGACAAGGCACUUUACAGGUUCUUACUCUGUCUGGCGAUCCAAUUCUUUCAACAAUGGUGUGGAAGCAAUCUGAUCAGUUCCUACUCGACAAUAAUAUUUGAACAAGGCCUUGAUCUGGACCACCAAACCGCACGCAUCCUAUCCGGAGGCUGCCUAACCUGGAAAUUUCUUUCGUCGUUCGUCGCCUUUUAUACCGUCGACCGCUUCGGACGCCGCAAGCUCUUUAUGUUCAGUGGGUUUGGCAUGUCGAUGUGCAUGACUGCUCUGGCCAUCACCAACAGCUUCCCCAGGAGCAACAAGCCGGCCCAGAUCGCUUCAGUACUAUUCGUGUUCCUCUUUAACUUCUUCGUUCCCAUUGGUUUCCUUGGAUGCAAUUACCUCUAUGUGACCGAGGUUGCUCCAACUCGUCUCCGCAUGCCAAUGGCCAGCUUCUCGACCGCCAAUCACUGGCUUUGGAACUUUGCUGUGUUGAUGAUCACACCAGUGGCGAUCACUGAGCUUGGGUACCGAUACUAUAUCCUCUACGCCAUCCUCGGGGCCUGCAUCCCAGCCAUGGUCUUCUUCUUCUAUCCAGAGACAAUGGGCCGGUCGCUUGACGACAUGGAGAAACUGUUCCGGGACCAUGAUUCCGUUUUUGGAGUUGUGAAGGCUUCGUUGACACCGCAAGAUCCAGAGGUCGCUCGCUUGGCUGAGGUCACCGCUCGUAAGGAGUACGACAACAAGAUCUUUGAUGAGUCCGAGACAAUCGAGAGGCGGGCCUGA
Messenger RNA from Zymoseptoria tritici IPO323, 1616 nucleotides. RefSeq lists its product as uncharacterized. Gene Ontology annotation, cellular component: membrane. The record is from RefSeq and is a predicted model, not a curated record. The transcript has 9 exons. Bases 33 to 1616 code for a protein of 527 amino acids. Gene Ontology annotation, molecular function: carbohydrate:proton symporter activity. NCBI's taxonomy places the organism in Eukaryota, Fungi, Ascomycota, Dothideomycetes, Mycosphaerellales, Mycosphaerellaceae. Gene Ontology annotation, biological process: carbohydrate transport; transmembrane transport.